AUGGCUGAUAUGAAAGAGAUGUUUUGGAGGGAUAAAUUAAGAAUUCAAUGGAAUGAAGAGGGUGACAGAAAUACUAUGUUCGUUCAUAGAAUUGCAAAAGUAAAAAGAUCGAGAAACACUUUUUCUUGUCUAAAGAUUAUUUCUGUUGAUGUAGUAGACAAGUUGGUUAUCAAAAAUAAAAUCUUUGAGCACUUCUUUGAUAGGUUUAAAUCUUUCGAACUUACUCAAAUCCCUCUUACAAAUAUGAAUUUCAAGUCAAUCUCUUCUGAAGAUGCUACUUGGUUGGAAAGGCCUAUAUCAGAAGAAGAAGUUUUUGUUGCUUUCAAACUUUUGGGCCAGAAAAGAGCACCAGGGUUUUCAGUGAUAACAUUCUUUGAAGAUAUCUGUGGUACUUUCGCUUCAUCACGAACUGGUAUAUUACCUGAUAAAUUCUGUUGCUGCCCAGAUACACCACCCAUAUUAGAUUCAGAAAAUGGGUUUCGGCCAUGUCUGGUAAACUUGGAUCCUUGGAUCCCUGGUUGUAUCUCUAAAGUUACAUUUUCCAUUCUUAUUAAUGGAUCUUCUUUCAGAAAAUUUACCUCUGAAAAGGGAUUACGCCAAGGAGAUCCACUUUCCCCUUUUUUAUUUCUUCUAGUUUCUGAGGUUCUAACUAUGCUUUUUGAUAAAGCUAAAGAAACUGGGAUCUUGGGUGGAUUUUUAUCUUCCGGAUCUUCUACAACUGUUAAAACUAAUUUUUCUAAGAGCAGUUUGUUUGGAGUUGGAGAUGUCAAUGACCUUGAAGACCUUGCUGAGAUUUUAAAAUUCUCUUGUAGUUGCUUCCCAACUAGCUACUUGGGUAUGCCGCUGGGAGGUAAAACUAAUACUGCUUCUAAAUGGGAUAAAAUUUUGGAGAUUUGCAGAACAAGACUUUAUUCUUGGAAAAGAAAAUCUCUCACCAAAGAGGGUGUGACAAUUUGGGUAUCAGUACACAUAUUUCUCUGUUUUGCCUUUGUUUUGGAAGAUUUUCUCUGUUUUGCUCGAGUUUUAGUUGCUGAAAGUGUUAGAUCAUAA
This is a messenger RNA of Papaver somniferum (opium poppy), 1050 nucleotides long. RefSeq lists its product as uncharacterized. Bases 1 to 1050 code for a protein of 349 amino acids. NCBI's taxonomy places the organism in Eukaryota, Viridiplantae, Streptophyta, Magnoliopsida, Ranunculales, Papaveraceae. The record is from RefSeq and is a predicted model, not a curated record. The transcript is spliced from 5 exons.